This is a messenger RNA of Mucor velutinosus, 1290 nucleotides long. RefSeq lists its product as uncharacterized. The record is from RefSeq and is a predicted model, not a curated record. The transcript is spliced from 6 exons. NCBI's taxonomy places the organism in Eukaryota, Fungi, Mucoromycota, Mucoromycetes, Mucorales, Mucoraceae. Gene Ontology annotation, biological process: endocytosis; actin cortical patch assembly; actin cortical patch localization. Gene Ontology annotation, cellular component: actin cortical patch. Gene Ontology annotation, molecular function: Arp2/3 complex binding. Bases 1 to 1290 code for a protein of 429 amino acids.
AUGGAUGACGAUACUAUCGAAUAUUUCUUUGAUAAUAUUGAAAGCUUCUAUGCUGAAUUAGACGAUGUGUUGAACAGGCCGUAUACAACUGAAGAGGAUGCAAAAAGAGUAACGACACAAUACAUUCGAUUCCUAGUUCGAUACCAACAGGAAUUUCUCAAGACUUCAGUUGAAUUUGCCCAAGUGGCAUACAAAUUGAUUGAUUCCAAACUAUGUCUAGACUUCAGUACAGUAGUACUAGCUCAUAUCUUGAACCACCACGCACUUGUAUCGCAAGAUAAAGCAGAACUCCUUGUCUCCUAUUCUCUACUACUUUAUGCAGGUAAAGACGAGCCAAGGUGGAUGGAUUUCAUUCUGUUGGAAUCAAUUCACAAGAAGAGAAAUCGACUGUUCUGCAAAAUAAUGACCGAGGUUCGUCUUGGUUUCUACAAUUGCUACAAAAUUUUGAGUGCUUCGUUUGCGCUUUGCUUUGAAAUGUGUAAGCUGGCAAAAUUGGAGAAAGAAGAUCUCGUGCUACUGGACACACCGACGGUAAACCACUUUUUGGAUCUGGUGGAAGAGACACGUGGCGAUGCUGAUGAGUCUUUCAAUUAUGAUGUCAUUCGCUUGAUAUUAGUAUUGAAUGAACAGUAUAUGAUGUCUGGAAUGAGCGACAAUCUUGUGCUGGAUGUAUUGUCUCAACGUUUUGGAACAUCAGAUACCUUCAGUGCGAACCUCAUGUUCAUGUUGAACAGGUCUAAUGAUACUUGUGUUCAAAUGUUGAUUCUCAAAUUACUCUAUGGCAUUUUCACAAGGGCAUCUCUUUACGAAUAUUUUUAUACCAAUGAUUUGUAUGUGCUGGUCGACAUCACAUUACGAGAAUUAUGUGAUCUAGGUGAUACAAAGGAAUCACAGACUCUACGUGAUGCUUAUUUGCGAGUGUUGGAGCCACUACUAGAGAAUACGCAGCUUCGAUCUCGCCCUUACAAAAAGCAAGAAACGUACAAAACACUACAAAGCUUACUUAACCCUGGAAUGCAGCGAAAAGUGAAUUCUACCACCAAGAGAUUAGUGAAGCGAAUUUUAGAAAACUGGUGGGAGAAGUUGACUGGAUUACAAGUGAAUUGGUGCUACGACAAUGGCAGUUCACCUAAUCUAUCGCAUACGUCCACUCUAUCGUCAUGUUCGUCUGGCCCAACAACGCCUGCUGAUGAUCUUGGUGUGGAUGAAAUUUCGGCCGUCAUGACUCGAAAAGAAGUAAAUAAGAAGAUCCAGCAAGAUACAAAAAAUCCAAAUAUCGUUGUUGUGUAA